Oppiella nova is the source of this 362-nucleotide messenger RNA. The record is from the annotation of a GenBank genome assembly. Lineage: Eukaryota; Metazoa; Arthropoda; Arachnida; Sarcoptiformes; Oppiidae.
ACUCCAAGACAUAAGACCCGAACCCAUCUGACUGCGAGUCAGUCGACACAAUCAUGUCAUCGACGGUCACGUGUGGUAACUGUGGGUCCAAUGAAGUGGAGUUUGAGUCGAGUCGUGGCGACACGUAUUGCACUUCAUGUGGUUUCGUGAUCGACCAGAACUGCAUCGUCUCGGAAGUGCUCUUCUCGGAGGGCACUCACGGGUCCGCACAUAUCAUCGGACAAAGACAUGACACGGAGUCCGCCUUCAAGUCAUUCAGUAUUGGAGGCAUUCUUGGAGCGGGACGUGAGUCAAGACAAGUGACUCUUAUGAACGCCAAACGACGGAUCAAAACGGUUUGCGAUCAGUUGAGACUCAACGAG